UUCAUUUGUUGGAAUUCAUUGUUUUUUGCCAACAUAAUUUUUUUUUAAGGAAAGUUUUUUUUUCUACAACCGAUUAUGAAUUGAAAUCGAGCAUGUAAGUCCUUUAUGACAUUUAUAAUUCAGAGGUGAAACUAGUUUUAAAAAAAUCAAAGACCGUUUGUAAUUUGUUCCAGGGUCUAAAUAUACAUACAUAAUUCCAAUACAUGUAAGUAAACAAACAUUACUCGACGAUUGCCGCGCUAACACUGGGCUGGUGCUGGUAUUCGGACCAGCCCUGAAAGUAUCAAUAUUUACAGGUGGGAGGAUUACAAUAGCGCUGAUCUGUGUGGGUAACUAGACACCCUUAUCACGGCUAUCUCCUCCCAGUCAAAUCACGGAGAGGGGAUGCCGCCGCCAGGGUACCGGAAAUAGACCGUGUGGGGUAGGCGGAGAAUCCAGAUGUGAGAUGACGUAAACAAGAAGGAAGUGACGAUGGAAGUGAGAGUUUUGCGACAUAACUUUCUGCCGUCGCUCUACCGUCAGACGACAGAAAAAAUUCCGCUUACACGGUUGCGGCGGGAAAUCGACUUAACGAUGAAGAAGGUCCUUCAAACCGAGAUUCCUAUCUCGUCGGAGGCCAAAGAACUGUUUGACCAGUGCAUGGCUCAUCUACUUCCGUUUCUCAAGACCAAUCAGUACAAUUUAGACUGUUCAGAGCCCCCUAUAUACGCCGGGGAUGUGACCCCCUGGACCCCGUACAAGAAGAACUGUCCGUGCUAUCUGAUUCAGAUGAAGGUUGGCAAACUACGAGGGACGUAUGUGGAGCCCGGCUAUGUAGUGUUUCCGCUAUCAGUAAAGACGGAUAAAAAGGUCGUCAAGGUGUACAAACUGGACCUACGGUCGGACGACAAAAACCAUCUAAGUCCAAAGAAAAUGUACAAAGCAGUUCUUUACGUGUUUGAUGCCGCCAUUAUGAAACUGAAGAAAGCUCUUGCCAAAAGCAGAAGCACACUGACUACCGCGAGCACCACGGCGACGGUUAAAUCCAGGACAGUGGCGACAGACAAACCAGCAAUCAUACCGAACGUGCGCAUACGGUUCAAUGGUCAAGACCUGUGCUUGGUGAUGUCACUUCCGGGAGGUCACGAGGUGGAGUUAAUUCCAACCAUUACGUUAUCUCCUGAAGGACCGUUCCUUGUCGCUAAGCCGUAUGAUCACGAUGAAAAUCCGUCCUCAGACAUGCUAUGGCGUCUGAAUUACUCCCCAAACGAGGAACACAUACUAAACGCUAUCACUAAUGGUGAUCGUGAACAGAGAAUUAACGCGGCCAAAAUCUUGACAUUCAUGUGCCAAAAGGAAUGGAAACUGAAUCAUGUGACAGCUUACCAAGUGAAAAACAUACUCAUGCACGAAAUAGACUACCAAAUUGACCAUACUCCAAGAUGGCAGCGGUUGACCCCCGAAGAAUGCAUGCAUUUAAUACUUUUGAAAAUGUUGGAAUUCACGAGAGAUAAAUUCUUGCCACAUUUUUUCGAGGAGGACCUUAAUCUUUGGGGACAUUUAUCUGAAAAGCAGUUUCGGUUCAUGCGCAACGAAUUGGAACAACUCACACGAGAUGAUGACGAGAUGUUGAAAGUCAUCACUCGAAUAAGAGUUGAUAAAAUAGAUUAUUGAAUGCAUGUGAUCGAAACCAAAAUGCCUAUUAUGAAUAUUAUGUUCUGGAACAUCAUAAACGGAUACAUUUAUUUAUGUAAAAAACUUGAAUAAUAUGCAUUGUAUUGAAAUAAUAAGUAGUUUAUCUAAACUAUAUAAUUCGAUAGAUUCAUUCUGUACGGAAUUUUUACUGAAACCAACAGUAUAUUCUAAAGGCAAACAGAUGCGAGUUAAUAUGUGUAUAGCAGUUUGCAUACUUGGUUCGAUGGCAACAUGCAUUUUUUCCGGGCCCUCGGACUGAACUAUUGCCUUUUGCAUACCUGCAACGGGUAACAGUUUGGUAUGAGGAGCCGACAAAACUCAUGAUGGUCUCUGACAAAACCUGCACAAACAGUGCGCAUGUUAUUUAUACCAUUUACUGUUUUGUUAAUAAAUAAGAAAAUCUU
Magallana angulata is the source of this 2078-nucleotide messenger RNA. RefSeq lists its product as uncharacterized. The record is from RefSeq and is a predicted model, not a curated record. NCBI's taxonomy places the organism in Eukaryota, Metazoa, Mollusca, Bivalvia, Ostreida, Ostreidae. The transcript is spliced from 2 exons. Bases 472 to 1653 code for a protein of 393 amino acids.